CAUUGGGCGACCGACAAAUGGGAGCGCGCGACGUGGCGCGUCCAGAACCACCCGCCUCGGGAGACGCGAGGCGCAGCGGAUGGGCCGACAGGGGUGGCCCGCCCCGCCGAAGAUCGACCGUCCACGUGUCGCCAUCUCGCCGCCCCUCCGCCGCAGACGUACGGCUUCCGCCCUUCCUAGGCCCCGACCAUUUGUUAGAACUUACGACGGGGGGAGAGAUAAGGCGGGAGUCAAUUUCCCAGUUCCCACUCGUCCUUUGUUACCGCAGAUCGCGGACGUGUGGUCCCCAGUCCCCACCACACCCGGUGAAGAAGUGAAAUUACGAAAGUACCCCACCCCUGGGGCGUUGUAUUAAGCAAAGUUGCUCUCCGUCGUAUUCUUCUUCUCUGUUUCCACUCCACACUGUUUGUUUAGCUAGUAUUUUACCGUUGGCUGGUUGUGUAGAUACAGUGGCGAAACGAGGGUAUUUUUGUAAAACGAACCUCCCUAGAAGAUAUUUGCUCUAUGGCUUGUGUGUGAGGAGGAGAGGAGGAUCAGUUGCUGUGAGAGAAAGAGAAAGAGGAAGAGGAAGAAACAUACCUCUCGCUUCCCGUCGGAGAAAGAGAAAGAGAAAGAGGAAGAGGAAGAAGAAGAAGAAGAAGAGAGAAAGCUUCCGAAGCUUCCGGAAGGUUGUAGAAGGUUCCGUGCAUGCGGAUGCAGGAGUUCGGAUCCGAGGGGGGCGUGGGGCGCGUCUUCGGCGCGGCGGAGCUGCAGAGGCCGAUGGGGUACCUCGCGGGGGCGGCGCCACCGCCGCCGCCGCCGCCGCAGAUAAAGUGCCCGCGGUGCGAGUCGACGAACACCAAGUUCUGCUACUACAACAACUACAACCUCUCCCAGCCCCGCCACUUCUGCAAAUCCUGCCGCCGCUACUGGACCAAGGGCGGCGUCCUCCGCAACGUCCCCGUCGGCGGCGGCUGCCGCAAAUCCAAACGCGCUCCCUCCAAACCCUCGUCGUCCUCUCCCUCCGCCGCCGCCUCCACGGCUGCGGCGAGCGACAAGGACCUCCGACUCCCCUCCUCCUCCUCCAGAUCCAGCAGCGACAGCUCCACCCUCACUGCCGCCGCGGACCACCCCUCCGGCCCAAACCCUAGCCCUAAUCCCUUCGAAACCCUCCCCCAAGUCCCCAGGAUCUUCCCCGAACCCUCCGGAACCUUCGCGAACAUGAUGACGCCGGGAUCGGGGGUUCUAGAUCUCGGCUUCUCCCACCCGGCGCCGGCUCCGCUCCAGUCGCAGCAGCCGAAGUCGGCCGCCGACGACGCGAUCGGGGCGCAGCAGGGGUUCGCGGAUCAGACGGUCGGCAUGGAUCUGACGCCGCCCUUCCAGGGCCGAUCCAACGGCGGCGGCGGCGGCGGCGGCGGCCUCACCCUCAACGGUCUCGAUUGGCCUGCUACGGUGGAUCCGACCCUCUUUGAUCUCUCCGGAGCCGUCGAUCAUUGGAAUCCGAGCCACUGGGGAGACACCGACCCUUCUCUCUAUCUCCCUUAAUUAAUUAUUAUCUCUCCUAUCUCUUAGUUACAAUAAUCAUCAUCGAAACUUUUUUUCAUAUUUAUUUUUAUUUUCCAUUUUCAUCCUCCCUUUUGCGUGGUACUGACCUUCUUAUUCAGCGUCUUCCAAAAUUAUUGAAAAAAUUGGAAGAAAAUGGAGGGAUUUUUUUUUUCUCCUUUUUUUUUAAUUAAAUCAAUAUUCGGCUUCGCAAGUUGUUAAUUACGUGUUAAUAUUUAUAUAUAUAUAUAUAUUGUUGACUCCUCGCCAUUGUUAUGACACCGUAAUUAAGUAGGGUUCGGUGAAUCGGCAUUUAGUUUCUUAAUUAAUUAACUACGUAAUUAAUUAAGGAUGGUAUUGUUGUGAGAUAUUUUAAUCCGGGGGUGGUCAAGCGUGAGAAGACGACGGUUGGCCACGUCAGCUGAUGGGUCCGCGGGCCCCACACCACCGCCCCAUGCGGGGCUUCCCUAAAAGGUUUAUUUUUUUGUGCGGUACAGCUUCAACCCCAGCGUCUCACUCUCAUACGACGUGACGAGUUUUGAUUGGGCGGAGGAUUAUGCGGGCGGCCGUAUACGAUUCCGCGUGCGUAGCACCAAGGACUCGGCUGCGAUCUGCUGCGCGCACCCCACCAGCUGCAGUUCAUAGACCACAUAUCAUGAGAGGAAGUGCGAAGCUCUGGUACCUUGGAUGUGUACAGAUUAUUAUGAGAAAUAAAUGUCGAGGCGUAGUGCGAUCCGGUGCUGAGUCCUGGUACCUUCGGUGUGUACAGAUUAUAGUAGAAAACAGAUUGUCGAGGUCUAGUACGGCCGGCGGUGAUCAGAUCUUGGUGUGCAGAUUAUGGACGGAAAAUUGUCGAGAUUCAGUACGACCGGCGGUGAAGAUCAAGAUCUCGUGUACAGAUUAUGAAAGGAAAAUUGUCGAGGUCCGCUGCGACCGGUCCCGAGCUCUGGUACCUCGUGUGUCUGGUGCAGUACGAUAAGAGCUCGUGAUCCCUCUUGGAGGGGCUCGUAAGUUGUUCCCUGUGCUUGUAGCAUCCACGCCCUUCAUUUUUUCGGACAUGAAAAGUUAGGAUGAAACCUUGAUCUUUUUUGUGCAGGAAGGUUUACAGAGACUCUGAAAUCUCAAGUUUAGCUUGCUUAA
Ananas comosus (pineapple) is the source of this 2661-nucleotide messenger RNA. RefSeq names its product dof zinc finger protein DOF5.4-like. Gene Ontology annotation, biological process: regulation of DNA-templated transcription. The record is from RefSeq and is a predicted model, not a curated record. Gene Ontology annotation, molecular function: DNA-binding transcription factor activity; DNA binding. The transcript is spliced from 2 exons. Bases 688 to 1524 code for a protein of 278 amino acids. NCBI's taxonomy places the organism in Eukaryota, Viridiplantae, Streptophyta, Magnoliopsida, Poales, Bromeliaceae.